This is a messenger RNA of Ogataea philodendri, 771 nucleotides long. RefSeq lists its product as uncharacterized. Gene Ontology annotation, cellular component: eukaryotic translation initiation factor 3 complex; cytoplasm. The record is from RefSeq and is a predicted model, not a curated record. NCBI's taxonomy places the organism in Eukaryota, Fungi, Ascomycota, Pichiomycetes, Pichiales, Pichiaceae. Bases 1 to 771 code for a protein of 256 amino acids. The transcript has 2 exons. Gene Ontology annotation, molecular function: translation initiation factor activity.
AUGUCUUGGGUGACGGAGUCUUGGGAAGACCAGCUAGAGGACGACGAGCCUGUUCUCGAUUCGUGGGACGUUGACUCCGAGGAGGAACGCGCAAAGGAGGCCGAGAAGAAGGCCGCUGCGGCCAAGAAGACAGUGACCAAGGCUCCAAAGGCCGUGAAGGGCGGCAAGAAGAAGACCGCCGAGAAGUCUGCUUUGGAAAUUGACCUUGUGGACGAGAAGACAAGAAGGGAGAUGUUGAAGGAAGCAGAGCUAAACUCGGAUCUGAACAACGCCGCAGACCUGUUUGGCGGUCUGGGUGUUGCUAAUGAGCACCCGCGUGCCAAGGCUCUUGCUGCGGAACAGGCCGCAAAGGCUGCUGCUCCGAAACUCGACAAGGACACUCCGCUAACUGCGCUGCCGAUAUUCGACGUGGAGACCAAGCAAGACUACGAGAAGUUGAGAAAGGCCGUUUCGCCUGCGCUGACGAACCUUGCCAAGAAGUCGCAGCUGCAUUAUUCCACCUCGCUGGCGGUCGAUCUGAUUAGAGAUCUGUGUGGUCCAAUGAGUGUGGAAAACACAAGAAAGGUGGUUAGCACUUUGAACGCCAUGAUUACACAGAAGGUGAAGGAGGAAAGACAGGCAAGAUUGGCCAAGACAGGCGGAACUUCUACUGGAGGAGCUGGAAAGAAGAAGGUUAAAGGUCAAGUCAACAUUGGAUCGUCUUUUAAGAAAGAUAAUUACGACGAUCUUUUACCAGGCGACGACGACUUUGGAGACGACGAUUUUAUGUAA